AUGUCCGACCAGAAGAGAUACUCCAACAAGCUUCAAGGCUCGCGGGUUCUAAUUAUCGGAGGAUCCUCCGGUAUUGGCUUUUGUAUCGCUGAGGCAUGUCUCGAAUAUGGUGCACUUGUUACGAUAGCCUCCUCGAACCCUUCCAAGAUUACGGCCGCUAUUUUCAAGUUACAAUCAUCAUACCCAUCCGCGAAGUCGAGCAUUCACGGUCAGACAGUCGACCUAUCCAAGUCCGAUACCUUGGAAUCAGAGCUUGAAACUCUUUUUGAGCAGACUGUUAAGGGGAUGGGCAGCGAUAAACUGGAUCAUGUCAUAUUCACCGCAGGCGACGCGCUUGCGACGACGAAGCUCGCUGACGUCACCAUGAAAAGUAUUCUAAAAGCUGGCCAAGUCCGCUUUUUUGCUCCUCUACUGGCAGCCAAGUUCAUCCCGCAAUACGUCAAGAACUCGCACGAGAGCAGCUACACCAUUACUACAGGCAGCAUCAGCGAGCGACCCAUGCCGGACUGGAGCGUCAUUGCCUCCUAUGCGGGUGGUCACCACUCCAUGGUCAGAAAUUUGGCACUGGACAUGAAGCCAAUCCGAGUCAAUGGCGUCAGUCCUGGAGUUGUUGAUACCGAGCUUUGGAAGAUGUCACAGGAAGAGAAAGACAAGUUGAUGGGGCAGAUGAGCAAGAAGAUGGCGACAGGAACGCCGGGAAGACCGGAGUGGGUGGCUGAGAGCUUCCUGGGAAUCAUGAGGGAUUAUAAUAUAGAUGGUGCUAUGAUCAGGACCGAUGGUGGUGGCUUGUUCAUGUAA
Molecule: messenger RNA, 798 nt
Organism: Didymella exigua CBS 183.55
Lineage: Eukaryota; Fungi; Ascomycota; Dothideomycetes; Pleosporales; Didymellaceae
Product: NAD(P)-binding protein
Exons: 1
Coding region: 1-798 (265 amino acids)
Molecular function (GO): oxidoreductase activity
Source: RefSeq, a predicted model, not a curated record